CAGCACCGGACAGAGGACGCGAGGCCUCCUGGGAUAUGUAGUCUGGGGCGGGUUGUGACUGCCGCAAGGCCUACUGGGAGUUGUAGUUCUAGGACCUAGAAAGCGAGCGCUGCAGGCGGUGCUGGGAGGUGUAGUGAGUACGUGGGCGGGGCCCAAAGUUCCAUCGUGGCCAGGGAGUCUCCCGAGGGAGGGAAAGAGAGCGUUUUCCCGCUCUGGCCUUGGCUGUCAAAUGAGGGGUGCUCUCAGCUAAGUUCAGCCCGGGCUGCCACACUCGAUCUAACCUCGCGGAUAAUAUAUGACUCAAAGAUGGUCGUAGGGCCAUGAAACCGAACAAGGAAGCUUCCUUUGCUGAGUCGUGCCGUGGUCUCCGAGAAAAAAGUGAGGGAAAAUCUGACUGAUCUUGAAGGAUGCGGUCCUGUCUCCUCCCUUUUGUUCUUUUCCCUCCCCUGCUCUUGGCCACUAAGUGGCCUUUGUACGCCAGAGUGAAACUCCAAGUCCCGUCAGGCUGCGAGGCGCGCGCAUGCGUGGUGGAGCUGCCCGGCCACGCCGCAGGAGGAGGGCUGAUGAUUUGGCAUCUGAUUGGUCAUGUCUUUUACGAUUUUUUUGCGCUGAUUGGCUGAGAUUGCUGCCGGAAAGGUCCCAGCCCGGAGAUGGAAGAUCAGAGGCGUUCUAUGGGCUGGGUUGAAAGCCUCCUCCCUCGAAUUGGAUCGGCCUGACCCCCAACCCAGGGGCACCCAGCCAGUGCCUGUCCUCUCCUACUCCAACAUUACACGUACUCGAUAUUAACCGAGACACGGAGAGUGGGUGACUCUCGGGAUUCAGGAAGGAGAGUGACCCGUCCUGGGCCUUCCCCCCAUACCCUGCGACCAGAACUCCAGCCCUAGGGAGUGGGCAGGGCCUCUUGCCGCCCCUCACGCCCUGAUUUUCGUCCCCUUCAACGUUGUCUGCUAGCUGGUUUUCCUGUUCUCUCUACCAGGAGACGAACGCUUGAGCCCGAGAUGGCAGCCACCCUACUCAUGUCUGGGUCCCAGAUGAGACUUAAUGCCAUUGCCUUCUCGACAUUUCUAACCAUGUCUCUAAUUUCAAGAAGAAAAUCUGGUUCUAAACUCCUAGGUACCAAGUAGUGAGGAAGCAUUGUGUUGAUUUCAGGCCCCUGUGACAUUUGAAGAUAUGGCCAUGUUCCUCACUCGGGAAGAAUGGAGACCCCUGGAUCCUACACAGAGAGACCUUUACAGGGACGUGAUGCAGGAGAAUUAUGGAAAUGUCGUCUCACUGGAUUUUGAGAUCAGGAGCGAGAAUGAAGCAAACCCAAAACAAGAGUUUAGCGACGAUGUGGAAUUUGCGACCAUGUCGGAAGAGCCUCUGGAGAACGCUGAGAAGAAUCCUGGAAGCGAAGAGGCUUUUGAAAGUGGGGACCGAUCAGAAAGGCCGUGGGGAGACCUGACAGCCGAGGAGUGGGUAAGCUACCCUCUCCAGCAAGUCACUGACCUGCUUGUCCACAAGGAGGCACACACAGGCAUCCGCUACCACAUUUGUUCUCAGUGUGGGAAAGCCUUCAGUCAGAUCUCAGACCUCAAUCGCCACCAGAAAACCCACACGGGAGACAGGCCCUAUAAGUGUUACGAGUGCGGGAAGGGCUUCAGCCGCAGCUCCCACCUCAUCCAGCACCAGAGGACACACACGGGCGAGCGGCCGUACGACUGUAACGAGUGUGGGAAAAGCUUCGGAAGGAGCUCUCACCUCAUUCAGCACCAGACGAUCCACACCGGGGAGAAGCCUCACAAGUGCACCGAGUGCGGGAAAAGCUUCUGCCGUCUCUCCCACCUCAUCCAGCACCAGAGGACCCACAGCGGGGAGAAACCGUACGAGUGCGAGGAGUGCGGGAAGAGCUUCAGCCGCAGCUCCCACCUCGCCCAGCACCAGAGGACUCACACCGGCGAGAAGCCCUACGAGUGUAACGAGUGUGGGCGGGGCUUCAGCGAGAGGUCUGACCUCAUCAAGCACUACCGGGUGCACACGGGGGAGAGGCCCUACAAGUGUGACGAGUGCGGGAAGAAUUUCAGUCAGAACUCAGACCUGGUGCGGCACCGCCGGGCCCACACCGGGGAAAAGCCGUACCACUGUAACGAGUGCGGGGAAAACUUCAGCCGCAUCUCGCACCUCGUCCAGCACCAGAGGACUCACACGGGCGAGAAGCCGUACGAAUGCACGGCCUGUGGGAAGAGCUUCAGCCGCAGCUCUCAUCUCAUCACGCACCAGAAGAUCCACACCGGGGAGAAGCCCUACGAGUGUACCGAGUGUUGGCGAAGCUUUGGGGAGAGGUCAGAUCUGAUUAAGCACCAGAGAACCCACACGGGCGAAAAGCCCUAUGAGUGUGUGCAGUGUGGAAAGGGCUUCACACAGAGCUCCAACCUCAUCACGCACCAGAGAGUUCACACCGGAGAGAAGCCUUACGAAUGUACCGAGUGCGAUAAGAGUUUCAGCCGGAGCUCAGCUCUUAUUAAACACAAGAGAGUUCACACCGACUAGGCCCUGUGUGGGAGUGGACUUGUUUGGAGGCCAAGUGAUGUUUGAUAUCAGCGAGCCAACUUGCGAUGGCUCUUUUUAAAGUUCCGACUUGUCUUGUUGUGGGCUACAGGCUAAAAGGUGAAAGAAAGCAAGCCUUUUGAAAAUUCUGACCCACAGCUUUGGGGAUGCUGUCCCCUCCUCCAAAACGGUGUUAUUGUUCACUGAUUAUCAUAUGAAUUGAUAUUGUAUCAUAUCAUCAAAGUCGGCCCCCUCCCCAGUAACUUGAGAGCUAAAGACCAGAGGACAAGAUGUUGGUGGUCCCUUGGGCCUGGAAAUGGAGUACAUCUUUAAAGUAUUUUCUCUCUCUCGUAUCUUUGGCUCAAAAAGACUGCAGUGGGAGAAAUGUGUUCACAGCUGCUUUGACAGAAGGCUGGCGGACUUGCCCUGAGCUGGGACUGUUCAGCUGUAGUAGCUGGGUUCACACACAUCCCUUCCAAGGGGCUUUUUUUAUUUUAUUUUAUUUUAUUUUUUUUGAGUAGCUCACCUUCAUAUGUAAGCAUCACUUCGUGCACAGGAUUCUGCAUGCGGAAAGCAGCCGAGUGUCUCCUUGUUUCUCACUUGUGUAUAGCUUGCAUGUUUUUGAAAGCUGACCGAAGAAACAAUGUAAUGGGAAAAGGGAGGCACAGGUUUGAGGACCAAGCGCCCAGGGGCAGUGGUGACGUUAGCCAGAGAUAGCCAUGGAGACUGCCCUUCAUCAGGGUUCUGUAUUUUCUCCAAAAAUCAUGUGAGGGAUCAGAGUAGGGAAACUGCCCUUAGAAAAAGAUAGGGCUGGAAGUCAUGACGGAGCAGAAAUAGGAAGGGAACCCACUCCCUUCCCCAGGGAAGGGGGGAGCCCGGCACCCUUCCCAGGGAACAGCAGUCAGUGCUGCAGAACCUUUAAGAUCACUUGUCCAUGUACUGCUAUCUCUAGGGCUUGAUGGAGCCGCGUCCCAGUCUUCACCUUAGCUUGCAUAAGGGCAAACGUAUGUAUAGUGAAAUGUGCAUUCUGAUAGCAGAAACUGAGUUCGUAAGAAUCAGCAUGUUCUUGCGUGAAGUAGAUCAUAAGAUAGAACUAUAGACAUAACUCCGAUGUGAGAGGUGUCUUAUUUUUCUUGUUACGGAGGGAAAAACAAAUCAGCAUUAGUGCCCAAGCACAGUGUGCUCCUGUGAAGUUUGGUUUUGUACAGAACUAAGCACUUGUGUGGAUGUGUCCAUCAGUUGUGAGAGAGUGACUGGACACUCAGGUCCCUUGUCCUUUCUCAGCCUGAAUUAUCUUCUAUGAUGAGUGGCCUCAUCUGAAGAAACGGAUAAACCUGCGGAGGAAUGUGAUUCCAGUAUCCAGAUAAAAAUAGUUAAAACGAGUUGACCCGCCCUAGUCCAGUACUUCAGUUCUCCUUAGAUAGCCCUGUUGUUGGUGCUUAUUCAGUCCCGAGGGGACCGAGGGGAGUUGGCACCCAGGAGCUGGGACUUUGCCUGUGAGUGAAUGCGUUCCUGCAUAAAUUUAAAGAGUCCCAGUAUUUUCUAUGGUGCUUCAUUGCAAAAUUGCAAACAUAAUUCUUAUUAUUAUUCUUAAUUUUUUUUACUAAAGAAAACCGUUUUUGUUAAAUCUUCGGGAUUUAGCACUUAAAGCCCAGUACUUUCUCUACAGAGAGUCACUGGCCACAGCUGAAUGAUACCAUAUCACUAGUGACAGCCUCCAAAAGCAACUGAAUGAGAAACCACUCUGAGGGGCUCCAAGUGGUCACUCCCAUUUGAGUACAAACUUGGGGCAGGGCACAUGGUUUCUAUUCCGUACAAAAUCUAGCCUCCUCCGGGUAUUCAUACUUUAACUGUUAUGUAACUGACAUGUUCUUGGUAACUAAACUCAGCUAUGUCUUCUGUAUCAGUGCAGCUGAUGACUUGGGUGGAGUUCAGCAUUCUCCCAUUGCUUCUCUGAGCCACAUAAGUGACUGCCUGGGAGUGGCUUGUAGAAGACAGAACCUCUGACCCAACUUCAUUCCACACCAUGUCCCUCCUCUGUUACACACACACACACACACACACACACACACACACACACACACGCAUACCAGGCACACCCACCCAGCCCUAGCCUUCCUUUAAAGGUUAUGCUGUGUUUCAUUUGCUGCUUUUGCCUUCUAGGAGAUGAAAAGGCUCCUGGGAGGUUUCUGAUUGCCUUCCCACCUCUUCGUAUGUGUACGCUCUAGCUGGGUGGCUAAAAAGGCAGUGGCUGUGCCAGCUCUGUCCACUCGGCUAUGGUCAGCUGCUCCCCUCCCUGCGCUGAGCUGCAGAGGUCAUACAGCUGCACACUUCACUAGCGCUUAGUGCAUGCCUUCUGUUCACAGUCCCUGGCCGUUUCUGCACAAACCAGACAGUCUGUGCCUGUGUUCUACGGUUGUGGAGAGUGGAUGGACAGGUAAAUCUGUAGACAGAUUCCCUUGGUAUUGGUCAAUUAUCCUAGCGUCUUGUUUAUAGCUGUAUUAUCCUAACAAUAUUCUAUAAUUAAAGGUAUAAUUUUUAAACUCAAAACAACUGGGUUAUUUUGGUAAUCUCAAACUCGUUGAUGUUAGAGCCCCUCGUGGGGGGUCAUUAAAACCGUGCGUAAUCAUCUUUA
This is a messenger RNA of Rattus rattus (black rat), 5161 nucleotides long. RefSeq names its product zinc finger protein 436 (gene Znf436). The record is from RefSeq and is a predicted model, not a curated record. Gene Ontology annotation, cellular component: nucleus. The transcript has 3 exons. NCBI's taxonomy places the organism in Eukaryota, Metazoa, Chordata, Mammalia, Rodentia, Muridae. Gene Ontology annotation, biological process: central nervous system development; regulation of transcription by RNA polymerase II. Gene Ontology annotation, molecular function: RNA polymerase II cis-regulatory region sequence-specific DNA binding; DNA-binding transcription factor activity, RNA polymerase II-specific. The coding region runs from base 1171 to 2529 and encodes 452 amino acids.